GUGCUGAUCCCAGUGUUUGCCUUGGGCAGAGCACAAGAACUCUGCAUUCUGCUAGAAACUUACUGGGACAGAAUGAACCUCAAAGUCCCCAUCUAUUUCUCUUUAGGGUUAACAGAAAAGGCAAAUCAUUAUUACAAACUCUUCAUCACAUGGACCAAUCAGAAGAUCAGGAAAACUUUUGUGCAGAGAAAUAUGUUUGAGUUUAAGCAUAUAAAGGCCUUUGACAGGUCCUAUAUUGAUAACCCUGGUGCCAUGGUGGUGUUUGCCACCCCAGGGAUGCUCCACGCUGGCCUCUCGCUGCAAAUCUUCAAGAAAUGGUGCACCAGCGAAAAUAACAUGGUAAUAAUGCCAGGGUACUGUGUGGCAGGAACAGUGGGUCACAAGAUUCUGAAUGGAGUGAGGAGGCUGGAACUGGAGAACAGGCAGACUGUUGAUGUCAAACUUUCGGUGCAGUACAUGUCGUUCAGUGCGCACGCUGACGCGAAGGGGAUCAUGCAGCUGAUUCAGCAGUGCGAGCCCAAGAACGUGAUGCUGGUGCAUGGCGAGGCAGGCAAGAUGGAGUUCUUGAAGAAGAAGAUAUUCCAGGAGUUUGGGACAGAAUGUACAAUGCCAGCCAAUGGAGAGACGGUUACCAUAGCAACAUCUGCAGACAUUCCAGUAGAGGCAUCAGUCAAUUUACUUAAAAGAGAAAUGUCAUCAGGAGCAGGUCCAGACCCCAAGAAACCCAAACUGAUGCAUGCGGCCCUGGUGAUGCAGGGGGCAGAGAAGAUGCAGUUGUUGGAUGCAGGUCAGGCAAUGAAUGAGUUAGGACUGGAGGAACACCAGCUGAGGUUUACUUCUACUGUAGUGAUAGAAUACCCCGGGGAAGUGGAACAGACUGUAGACAGGAUAUAUCAAUAUGUGAAGGGUAAAUUAAAAGACUUCCCAGUACAGUUGUCAGCAGACCAGUCCAUCACUGUGGCUGAUUCCGUCCUGAUUAAAGUCUCUGGUGAUGAUGACGAGGCAGAGAAAGGCGUUCUGGUCUCAUGGUCCUAUCAGGAUGAAGACAUAGGAAGCUACCUCCUAAAAUUACUCAAAAUGGGAAUUCCAAGCACAUGAAUACCAGGGCAUUGUUUGGUAGUGACAGAAGAAUGACUUUGGACACCAGGUGGCAGAGAUAUUCAUGACAGGCUGGUUCCUUGUAGUGCAAAUAAAGUUGGUAAGCAGAGACACUGGUCAAGUAAAACCAGGCCCAGGAGUUUGUCAA
This is a messenger RNA of Lingula anatina, 1246 nucleotides long. Its product is annotated as integrator complex subunit 11. Gene Ontology annotation, biological process: snRNA processing. Gene Ontology annotation, molecular function: RNA endonuclease activity. Lineage: Eukaryota; Metazoa; Brachiopoda; Lingulata; Lingulida; Lingulidae. The record is from RefSeq and is a predicted model, not a curated record. Gene Ontology annotation, cellular component: nucleus.